UUGCUUCUGCUAUCACACGCGCACGACUCCAGGCCCAACCCUUCUCUCGCGUCUGCGCGACACCGCUUUAGCUUCGCGCCUUCUCGCCCGUCUUCUUCUCCUCCUUUCUUCGGCAACGGCGACGGCGACGGCGACCGUCUUCUCUGCUCGGAAAAAGGCGACCCUCGCCGAUCACGGCCUCAUGCUUAGUAUUUAACGCUCGCGUCGAAAACCCUUCCGUUCCCUGAAUCUGAUCGUCCUCUCCUCGCCAAAAUUCUUCAUUCUUCCGGCUUCGUCCUUCUUCUUCGGUUCUUUCUUGGCUCGAGCUCAGGUCCGGAUUCCAGACUCACCUCCUGACCUCCCCUAUCUGGGUCCUCUGCAUUCCUCUCACGCCUAAUUCUCUUGAAGUUAAUUAUGGACAAUCUUGUCACAAGAAGUUGUAGAUCUAUUUUUCUUCGUUGACGAACAAGCAUUCUGCACUCUGUCGGACGCUGUCUACUGUUGCCGGCCCUGCAUAGUUGUUCUUGAGUAAGCAGUGAAGAAGAUUGACAAUGGGAAAGAAUGAGUUUCUUACACCAAAGGCAAUUGCUAAUCGCAUCAAAGCAAAGGGGCUGCAGAAGCUUCGAUGGUACUGCCAGAUGUGUCAGAAACAAUGUCGAGAUGAGAAUGGGUUCAAGUGUCACUGCAUGAGUGAAAGUCACCAGCGUCAAAUGCAAAUCUUUGGACAAAACCCUUCUCGGAUAGUUGAGGGCUACUCUGAAGAGUUUGAGAGUUCAUUUCUUGAGCACAUGAAGCGCAGCCACCGGUUCAGUCGAAUAGCAGCUACAGUAGUUUACAAUGAAUACAUUAGCGAUAGACACCACGUUCAUAUGAAUUCCACCCGAUGGCUUACACUAACUGAGUUUGUCAAGUAUUUGGGUCGGACUGGCAAGUGUAAGGUUGAAGAAACACCCAAGGGUUGGUUUAUCACAUAUAUUGAUAGAGAUUCUGAGACUCUUUUCAAAGAGAGGAUGAAGAAUAAGAGAAUAAAGUCUGACAUGGCAGAAGAAGAGAAGCAAGAGAAGGAGAUACAAAAGCAAAUAGAAAAAGCCGAGCAGUUGAUGCAGCCACCUGCUAUUGGAUCUGAUCAACCUUCACAGGCUGAGCUUCCAAGAGAGUUGAAAGUGGAAGAUGGUAUUAAGAUUGGAUUUUCUCUUGGUUCAUCGGCAAAACCUAUAACCAAGGAAAAACUGGAGGUACCAAAGGUAGUGUUCGAUGAGGUUGAGGAUGCCGAAAAGGAAGGAAGGAACCAUGGAGGCUCUUUAAAGAGGAAAGAGAGUGGUGGUGGAAAAUCAACAUUGGAUGAAUUGAUGCGAGAGGAAGAGAAGAAAAAGGAGAAGUUUAAUAGAAAAGAUUACUGGUUGUGUGAGGGAAUCGUUGUGAAGGUCAUGAGCAAAGCCUUGGCUGAUAAAGGGUAUUACAAGCAAAAAGGUGUUGUUCUAAAGGUGAUUGACAAAUAUGUUGGGGAAAUAGAAAUGCUUGAAAGCAAGCACGUGCUCAGAGUUGAUCAGGCAGAGCUUGAAACUGUGAUUCCUCAAAUUGGUGGUCUUGUCAAGAUAGUAAAUGGAGCAUAUCGCGGAUCUACAGCAAGAUUGUUAGGGGUUGAUACAGAUCACUUUUGUGCCAAGGUGCAGAUAGAGAAAGGUCCUUAUGAUGGCAGAGUCCUCAAGGCAAUUGAAUAUGAAGAUAUUUGCAAAAUAGCCCAGUGAGUAUAAUAACAAGGGAUAAAUGUGCAUUGUCUUGUAAGGAAACAUGUACUUCGCUUGAAUAUAUUCGUGACUCCUCUUUCUGAAGAGUUGAGUCAUGUAUGGAUCUGUACUUUCUAUUUUCAUCAGGAGGGUUUUCAUGACCAUUUUCACCUUUA
Prosopis cineraria is the source of this 1882-nucleotide messenger RNA. RefSeq names its product KIN17-like protein. The coding region runs from base 531 to 1727 and encodes 398 amino acids. The record is from RefSeq and is a predicted model, not a curated record. Lineage: Eukaryota; Viridiplantae; Streptophyta; Magnoliopsida; Fabales; Fabaceae. Gene Ontology annotation, molecular function: double-stranded DNA binding. The transcript has 3 exons. Gene Ontology annotation, biological process: DNA damage response; DNA replication. Gene Ontology annotation, cellular component: nucleus.